Molecule: messenger RNA, 648 nt
Organism: Suillus subaureus
Lineage: Eukaryota; Fungi; Basidiomycota; Agaricomycetes; Boletales; Suillaceae
Exons: 1
Coding region: 195-422 (75 amino acids)
Source: RefSeq, a predicted model, not a curated record
CCAUGAUCUGCGCUUGCUGUAAGUAUUUCGCUGGGACCAAAGGGAUUCGCUCAAAAUCCAUCCAAAUAUGGUGAUUUUAACAUCAAAGCGGGUGAUUUUUGGAGCAUACAUAAACUACUUUAAUUAAGUACCUCUUUGAUCCACACCACUCCGCACAGUGUCUGAAGAAGCUCAGGUCGGUUUGAUUUGGUGGUAUGGUAUUCAUUUUGCAUCCAUAUAAUCUCAGAACGCUUAUAAGUUUACUCUGGUUAGCCCUUAGUACAAGCAUAUCGUCAGCGGUCGUGCGGAUACCUUUUUCUGACGAUGCAGACUCUUUGUCGCAUCACUACUACCUCAUAUUAAUAGGUUCACGUACUAUCCUCUCCCGACUUCAACUUCACCAGUCCUCCUGCAAUAUCGGACGGACCCGCAAGAUUUACUGAUUGCCAUCGCACGCGCUCGCGUGUUUUAUUCUCGUUGUCUCACCGCUUAGUUAUCAAGACACCCGCAGUGAUGCUGUCGUACCGUUAAAUGCCCGCCGUGACUACUAGGUUCCUCUUACCAGUACUGCAUCGUUAUUGUAAUUAUUCAAUCAUGCAUCAUGUUCUCCCACGUUCUUACUGUGUCGUGGGUGACAUGGAUACGCCUCUGCCACCAGCAGAUUAGUGC